AUGAAAGAUUUGGAGUCGACGUCUUCUUCAUCAUCGAGGGAUGAACAUGAAGAAAAUAAUAAUAAUUCACAUCCAUAUAGUGGAUAUACUGCUAGAGUUGCCCAAGAAGUUCAAGAAUUAGCAAGAACUUUAUCCCAUUCAAGUCAAUUACAAAUACAAAACAAUCCAAGUCGUAGAAAUUCAUUGGUUGAAUCUUCAAAUCAUGAAAAAGGUUCUGAAUUUGGACUUCUUCCAAUUGAUGAAAAUGGGGAAUUUGUUGAUCAAAGAUUAAAUCCAGAUUCAGAAGAUUUUAAUGCUGCUUAUUGGAUUGGAAAUGCUCAUAAAUUGGUCAUGUCUGAUACGGAAUAUUUUAAACCAAUUAAUAUUGGGGUUAGUUAUAAGAAUUUACGUGCUUAUGGUAAUGCUACUGAUGCUGAUUAUCAAAGUACUUUUUUAAAUACAAUCUCAAAAUAUGUUUCUUUAUUUGUUAGAGAAAAAAUAUUAAAACAUUCAAGUCCAACAUUUGAUAUUUUAAAACCAAUGGAUGGAUUACUUAAACCAGGUGAAACAACAGUUGUUUUAGGACGUCCAGGUGCUGGUUGUUCGACAUUUUUGAAAACAAUUGCUUGUCAAACUUAUGGUUUCCAUAUUGAUAAAGAUUCAAUUCUUAAAUAUAAUGCCUUAUCACCAGCUGAUAUUGCAAAACAUUUCCGUGGGGAAGUUGUAUAUUGUGCGGAAACUGAAACUCAUUUCCCUCAAUUGACUGUGGGUGAUACAUUAGAAUUUGCUGCUAGAUUAAGAACUCCACAAAAUAGACCUUUGGGUGUCGGUAGAGAAGAAUAUGCCAAACACAUCACAUCUGUUGUAAUGGCAUUAUAUGGUUUAUCCCAUACAAGAAAUACCAAAGUUGGUAACGACUAUAUUAGAGGUGUUUCCGGUGGGGAAAGAAAAAGAGUUUCUAUUGCCGAAAUUACACUUAAUAAUGCCAAAGUUCAAUGUUGGGAUAAUUCUACUAGAGGUUUAGAUUCAGCCACAGCACUUGAAUUUGUUAAAGCCGUGAAAGCUGGUGCUGAUAUAAUUGGUAACACCCCAUUAAUUGCUAUUUAUCAAUGUUCACAAGAAGCUUAUGAUUUAUUUGAUAAUGUUGUUUUGAUGUAUGAAGGUUACCAGAUUUAUUUUGGAAGUGCUAAACUUGCCAAACAAUAUUUCUUAGAUAUGGGUUAUUAUUGUCCAGAAAGACAAACCACUGCUGACUUCUUGACUUCAUUGACCAAUCCAGCAGAAAGAAUUGCUAAACCUGGAUUUGAAGCUUUAGUUCCAAGAACCCCAGAAGAGUUUUAUCACCGUUGGCAAAAUUCUCCACAACGUCAACAAUUGGUUCAAGAUAUUGACGAAUAUUUGAAAAGUCGUGACGAAGCUGAAGAAAAGAGAGCCUUGAUUGAAGCUCAUGAAGCUCGUCAAUCAAAUCACAUGAAACCAGCUUCUCCUUAUACUGUUAGUUUUUUCAUGCAAGUUAGAUAUAUUGCUUACAGAAAUUUCCUUCGUGUUAAAGGGAAUCCAAGUGUUACUCUUUUCCAAAUUUUUGCAAAUACAAUUAUGUCACUUAUUUUAUCUUCAAUUUUUUAUAAUUUGCCAAAUGAUACAUCUUCCUUUUAUCAUAGAACUGCUGCUUUGUUUUUUGCUGUUUUAUUUAAUGCUUUUUCUUGUGUCUUGGAAAUCUUUGCCCUUUAUGAAGCCAGACCUAUUGUUGAAAAACAUAAAAAAUAUGCCUUGUAUCAUCCCGGUGCAGAUGCAUGUGCUUCAAUUCUUACUGAACUUCCAACAAAACUUCUUUCUGCAGUUGGUUUCAAUUUCAUUUAUUAUUUUAUGAUCAAUUUCCGUCGACAUCCAGGUAACUUUUUCUUUUACUUUUUGAUUAAUUUCUUUGCCACUUUGGUUAUGUCACAUAUCUUUAGAACAAUUGGUGCUGCUACUAAAAGGUUGGAAGAAGCAAUGACUCCAGCUGCUAUCUUAUUAUUGGCAUUGACUAUUUUCACUGGUUUUGUUAUCCCAACUCCAAAUAUGCGUGGAUGGUCUCGUUGGAUUAAUUAUAUUAAUCCAUUGGCAUAUGCUUUUGAAUCAUUAAUAGCAAAUGAAUUUCACAACCGUUUGUUUCCAUGUGCUCAAUUUGUCCCUGCCGGUGGUAGUUAUCCUACCGUUGGUCCAAACAGAAUCUGUACUCCUGUUGGUAGUAUCGUUGGACAAGACUUUGUCAAUGGAACCAAUUUUAUGGUAGAAUCAUUUGUUUAUAGAAAUCUGCACAAAUGGAGAAACUUUGGUAUCAUGAUUGGUUAUAUGAUGUUUUUCUUUGGAACUUACAUGUUAUUAUGUGAAAUUAACAAAGGUGCUAUGCAAAAAGGUGAAGUUUUGUUAUUCCAAAAACGAGGUUUAAAAAAGAUGAAGAAAGCACAAAAGGAUAUUGAAAGUGGUGAAAUUGGAAAAGAUACUCCUGAAUUUGAAAAUCCACCAACUGACAACUCUGAUGAAAGUAAACAGGUGUUGGAAACAGGUGGUCAUACUUUCUUCUGGAGAAAUUUAACUUACCAAGUGAAAAUCAAAACUGAAGAUCGAGUUAUUUUGAACAAAGUUGAUGGUUGGGUCAAGCCAGGACAAGUGACUGCCUUGAUGGGUGCUUCGGGUGCUGGUAAAACCACUUUGUUGAAUGCAUUGUCUGAUAGAUUAACCUCUGGUGUUGUUACUGAUGGUGUCAGAUUGGUUGAUGGUAAGCCAUUGGAUUCAUCUUUCCAAAGAUCAAUUGGUUAUGUCCAACAACAAGAUUUACAUUUGGAAACCUCAACUGUCAGGGAAGCUUUAGAAUUUUCUGCCCUUUUACGUCAAUCAAAGUCUAUUCCAAAAAAAGAAAAGCUUGCAUAUGUUGACCAUGUUAUUAAAUUGUUAGAAAUGGAAAAAUAUGCUGAUGCUGUUGUUGGUGUUAGUGGUGAAGGUUUGAAUGUUGAACAAAGAAAAAGAUUAUCCAUUGGUGUUGAAUUGGUUGCCAAGCCAAAGCUUUUGGUAUUCUUGGAUGAACCAACUUCAGGUUUAGAUUCCCAAACUGCCUGGUCUGUUUGUAAAUUGAUUAGAAAAUUAGCUGAUAAUGGACAAGCUAUCUUGUGUACCAUUCAUCAACCUUCUGCUAUUCUUCUUGCUGAAUUUGAUAGAUUAUUGUUCUUGCAAAGAGGUGGUGAAACGGUAUAUUUCGGUGAUUUGGGAAAAAAUUUCACCACUCUUAUCAAUUAUUUUGAAAAAUAUGGUGCUCCUAAAUGUCCACCAGAAGCAAAUCCAGCAGAGUGGAUGUUGGAAGUUAUUGGUGCUGCACCUGGUUCUAAGGCUAAUCAAAACUAUUAUGAUGUUUGGUUGAACUCUACUGAAUACAAAGAAAUGAAUCAAGAGUUGGAUACAAUGGAAGUGGAACUUGCUAAAAAACCAGAAGAUGAUGAUCCUCACAGACUUGAUUCUUAUGCUGCAUCUUAUUGGAACCAGUACAUCUUGGUUACAAAGAGAAUUUUUGAACAAAAUUGGAGAACUCCUAGCUACAUAUACUCCAAAUUGUUAUUGGUGAUAGCAUCUAGUUUGUUUAAUGGGUUUUCUUUCUUUAAAGCUAGCAAUUCUAUACAAUCACUUCAAAACCAGUUGUAUUCCAUAUUCAUGCUUUUCCCAAUUGUCCAUACCCUUAUUCAACAAUUUGUUCCAACCCAUCUUAGUCAAAGAGAUUUAUAUGAAGUCAGAGAAAGACCUUCCAAAACAUUCAAUUGGUUUGCCUACAUCGGAGCCCAAGUCACUUCUGAAAUUCCUUGGAAUAUUCUUUGUGGAACUAUUUGUUAUUUCUGUUGGUAUUAUCCUGUUGGUUUCUACAAUAAUGCCAGUUUAACUGACACUGUCCAUGAAAGAGGCGCAUUUAUGUGGUUUGCCCUUGUUUUGUUCUUUAUCUACACUUCUACUUUGGGACAAAUGUGUCUUUCAUUUAUGAGUUCAGGUGAAAAUGCUGUUCAUUUGGCUGUUUUACUUCUUAUUAUGUGUUUGGCAUUUGCUGGUGUGUUGGUUUCUAAAGAUGACAUGCCAGGAUUUUGGAUUUUUAUGUACAGAUUUAAUCCAUUCACAUAUCUUGUUUCCGUGAUGCUUUCUGUUGGUUUGGUCAAUUCUCCUGUUGAAUGUUCUGUAAAGGAAUAUUUGAGAUUUCCUCCUCCAGAAGGUUAUACUUGUGGAGAAUACAUGACGCCAUAUAUGAGUGUUGCUGGUGGUUACUUGGUUGAUAAAAAUAGUACCCUGGAAUGUGCUUUCUGUAUCAUGAGUACAAAAAAUGUUUUCUUACACGAGGUUGGUGCUAAUUAUGAUACUAGAGGAAGAGACAUUGGUGUCUUUAUUGCUUUUACUGCCUUCAAUAUUAUUUGCACAUUCUGUUUCUACUAUCUCGCUAGAGUUCCAAAUAAUAUUCUUACUAAAUUAUUCAAGAAAAAGAAGAACUAG
Messenger RNA from Candida tropicalis MYA-3404, 4482 nucleotides. It is a transcript of the gene CDR4, whose product is annotated as Cdr4p. The record is from RefSeq and is a predicted model, not a curated record. Bases 1 to 4482 code for a protein of 1493 amino acids. The transcript has a single exon. Gene Ontology annotation, biological process: xenobiotic detoxification by transmembrane export across the plasma membrane. Gene Ontology annotation, cellular component: membrane. Gene Ontology annotation, molecular function: ABC-type transporter activity; ATP hydrolysis activity; ATP binding. NCBI's taxonomy places the organism in Eukaryota, Fungi, Ascomycota, Pichiomycetes, Serinales, Debaryomycetaceae.